This is a messenger RNA of Cinara cedri, 2800 nucleotides long. The record is from the annotation of a GenBank genome assembly. Lineage: Eukaryota; Metazoa; Arthropoda; Insecta; Hemiptera; Aphididae.
AUGGACACGUUUUUCAUAACACGUUCAAUAUUGCCAAAUGUACACUUCGAACUACAGUCGUCAAACUGUCAAUCCGUGUUCUGUAGUAUUGGCGAUGAUGACAAGGUAAAUACAAUAAAAAUAUACGAUGGGAAAACCAGUAUGUAAUGAAUUAGGUAAUUACCUACCAACUAAUGAUCUACGGGAACAUAAUAUUAUAUUAUUUUUAAAAAUAUUUUCAACUUUUGUGUUGUGGAACAAAUUUAUGUAUGAAUAAUAAUUGUGUAUGUACAAUUCAAAAAAUUAAUUAAAACAUUUAAAUGUAUACGUGAUAUGCAAAAACAUGCGAUUUUAUGAAAAGUAUGCACUUGCACUCAAAAUAUGCAAAAGUAUACAAAAUAAAAAUUUGCAAUAUUAUUUAUUUAAGCAUGAUCGAUGAAAUCCAUUUAAUGCAUGUAAUUGCUUAUGAAAAUAUGAACAUGCAUUAUAUGCAAAAUCCAGUCCUUAAUAAUACCUUACCUAACCAAACGUACCUAUUAUUUAAUGUACUUCCUUAUAUUUUCAGGAAAUGACCGAUGAGCCACGGACAGCCAAACGAAAAAAGAAGCCUACUGCCUUAAUUAUACCACCUUAUGCUUCUAGCUAUAAGUAUUUGUGAAAUAACGUUUGUACGUUAUUUUUCUUUAAAUUAUUAUUCGUUUAUUUGAUUACUUUGUUUGUUACAUUCUUUUACACCUUUACUACUACAGUCGGUACAUUAAAAAAAUAUUACCAAAGAAAAUAUAUAAUGUCUAUUUAGUUAUUUUACCAUAAUAUGACGUAUAUAUAUUGUUAAUAAAGUAUCGCUAUCAAUUGAACAGUGCUCAGAAUCGUUUUUCGUAAACAAUUGUUUAUCGUUGCUUACAGGUAUACAUUCAAUUACCUAUAACAGUGGCUGCACCCCAUGGGCAGAUAGGCCUACCGGAAAACUGGGCAUUUCCCAGUGCCCCCCCCCCUUCGUAUUUCGGCAAUGGGGCCUUUUAAUAUUAUACAAUUUCAAUAGAAAUUUGAAAUAUAAAAUAAAUAAUAAUAUAAUAUAAUCUUAUUAAUCUUAUAUCUAUUACUAUUCUGUGGUCUUUUACAAAAGAUUUCUUAUCGGCCCGCAGCCGUCGCGCUGCUACCAACUACAACGUCGAUUACUAUUUGGCGGCGAGUAAUGGUCACGGUUGUGACUGAUAAAGUGGGUCAUAACUCACAAAUAUGUUAUUGUAGAUACUAUUUUUAGAAUAAUAUAAACUAAACCAAACAAACUGGACAUUUUCAAUGCUAUCGCGUAUUUUUGUGUGGUACUGUAGUAUUUACUAUCUUAUCACAAACAAAUUACAGAAUUAUAUUAUAUACUUAUUGCAUUAUUGCAGACAUUAAGUUACUCAUAAGUCAUUAGUCUGGAAUCUCAAUAGUUUCACUGUUACAUAUUCCUCAGUUCUUCUAUUGCAUAGUACAGCAGUACAGUACUACAGCUACAACAAACGUUUACGUGCUGCUGUUUUAUUUUUUUAUAGACAAUUCCAAAAAAUCACACAAAAGCGGAAGUGCUAAAAGAAAAAAAAAAAAGGAGAAAGAUUUACUAAGAAAAGAAGCUUAAAACCCCAAGCCAACAAAAUUUAAUUUUAUCAAAUCAAGUAAGUACACACCUAGGUAUAACUAUAGAUACCAUACUAUACCUAAUACUUAUGAAUUUUUUAUUAUUAUUUAAUACAUUUAUCUAUAAUAAUUUAUGAUAAUGUCAUGUAGGAAUAUGAACUAAAAGUACAUUAUAUUUUAUAGGUAUCUUAGAAUCAUGCUUACAUUUAAUAUUUUUAAAACACAAACUGGUCUUCUUAAUGUGUUUAUUAUAUUUAUAAUUUUUAUAAUUAGAUAUAUUUAAUUGAGAAUGGAUAUUGUUAUAAUAUAUGUGUAUAUUAUGCAUUUUUUAGAUGUUAAUGAUAUUAAGAAAAUAAUUGAAAGAGAUUUUGAAGGACACAUUGCAAGAGGAACACCAAGAGCAAAAUACAUGACAGAUAAUGCAGGAUAUGAAUAAGGGAAAUUACAAAGACCUGAAAGAACUGUGUUACGAUAGAGAAGCAUGGAGAGCUGCAACAAACAAAUCUAUGGAUUUAUAACAAAAAAAAAAAAAAAGAUGUUAAUAUUGCCAUAACAGACAAUUUGUCAAAUUGUGCUAUUCUAGAAGGUAAAUUGAUGCAUUUUAUUAUUAAUUAUAUUGUAUUUUAUUUUAAAGUAUUGUUAGGAGUUAGUAAAAUUAAAAAAUAAAAUUAUAAUAAUAUAAAACAUUAGGUAUAUUAUGAUUUAAUAAUUUUAGAAAUAUACUUUACAAUUUUCAUCUUUAGGUGACAAUAUAUUUGAAAAAAUAUAACAGUACUACUAUUGAAAAUGAAAGAGAAAAUUUGAAUAGUAAUAGUGGUAAUUUCUAGUUAACUUUCCUAUACAUUUUACUUAAACUAUUUUAAAAAUGAAAACUUUACUUUCUAGGUGUCAAUGCUUCAAAACAAGACAAUGAAAAAGUUCAAGUUAAUACAAUUGAAGAUAUUGAAAAUGUUGAUACCAUUGCAACAGUUGAAACCUGUUCAAAUAUUGAUAAUGGUACCUAUAUAAUAUGUACCUAAAUUUGAAUUCUCUAAUUUUUAACAAUUAUAAUUUUUUUAUAGAGGCUACUGAUAUGUUUACAAAACCUAGAAGUAUUAAUGUUACAAGCAUUUGGUCACUUCAUCCUCAUCAACCAAAAACAAACAUUCCAUUCAGACCUUCAAAAUUGUACAAUUGUAAGGAUGGAGGUAAAUCGUAA